Molecule: messenger RNA, 1194 nt
Organism: Echinococcus granulosus
Lineage: Eukaryota; Metazoa; Platyhelminthes; Cestoda; Cyclophyllidea; Taeniidae
Product: High mobility group protein DSP1
Exons: 4
Coding region: 1-1194 (397 amino acids)
Biological process (GO): regulation of transcription by RNA polymerase II
Molecular function (GO): DNA binding, bending
Source: RefSeq, a predicted model, not a curated record
AUGAGGGUGAAGGACAAGAACCGGCCCAAAAGUCCCCUUUCCAGUUUUGCGUGUUUUGUUCAAGUGAUUCGGGAUAAGCAUCGCUCUCUUCAUCCCAAUGAAAAUGUGAUUUUUAACGAAUUUGCCAAGCGGUGUGCAGAGCGAUGGCGUGAAAUGCCUCCUGACAAACGAGUUCCCUUUGAAGAGAUGUCUCGCUUGGAUACAAAGCGUUACAACAGAGAGAUGGGGGAGUAUGUACAACAACAGCAGCUACAGCAGCAACAGCAACUUCCGCCCCAACCCAUGAUGCAUACGCAGCAACAACAAUCUCAACCAGGUGGGCAGCAGUCGACCUUUGAACAUCACCAUCACAUGCGGGGAACCAAAAGGCGGCGACUUAAGGACCCCUCAAUGCCCAAGCGCGCCCUCUCUGCUUUCUUCUUCUUCUGCGACCACUAUCGUUCUGAAGUCCGCAACACUCAUCCGGAUUGGCGGGUUAGCGAGGUCGCCAAAGAACUCGGGCGUCUAUGGGACGAAUGUCCGGAUAAGGCCCCCUAUGAACUGCAAGCGCAGAAGGAUAAGCAGCGCUACGAAGAAGAGAUGCGUCGGUACAAGGAGGGAACUUUUGUGACGACACCGAAGCGGCUGCGUGACAUCUCAGCCAUGUCCGGAGGUGGUGUUGUCGAAAGCGGAGCUGGUGAUGGCGGUGGAGGCAUUGGUGACAGCUCUGCCAACGUCAAUGUUGCCAAUUGCUUCGAGAUCGAAGGCAGUCGGGAGGUCGACGAGAUGGACGGUAAAGGUGGAGAGGACGACAUUGAUGAUGAGGAAGAUGUUGAUGAUUAUGAGGAGGAGGGAGAUGAGGAAGAAGAGGAAGAGGGAGAGGAAGAGGAAGAAGACGAUGAUGCGGAUGAAGGAGCGGACGAAGAGGCAGAUUAUGAAGAACUGGAGAAGGGGGCAAUAGAGAAGAUGGAGGAGGACGACAGUGCAGCCCACCCAACUGCACAAAACGAAGGUGUGGAGGCGGGGAGUGGAGAGGAAGUCGGGACGACGCCGACAUCAAACCACCAUCACAACCAGCGUCAGGCGCCGAACGCCUUCUCAGUUGCCUAUGUAGUCAGCGAUAGUGCUCAUAAAGGCGAAUCUGGUGUCGUUGAUGAAGACGUAAGGGCGGAGGGAACUCAUGGCGCGACUGUCGAUGAAGAUGACGAUGACUAG